Ficedula albicollis (Collared flycatcher) is the source of this 1685-nucleotide messenger RNA. RefSeq names its product solute carrier family 10 member 4 (gene SLC10A4). The coding region runs from base 1 to 1512 and encodes 503 amino acids. Lineage: Eukaryota; Metazoa; Chordata; Aves; Passeriformes; Muscicapidae. The record is from RefSeq and is a predicted model, not a curated record. The transcript has 5 exons. Gene Ontology annotation, molecular function: bile acid:sodium symporter activity. Gene Ontology annotation, biological process: bile acid and bile salt transport. Gene Ontology annotation, cellular component: membrane.
AUGCAACGCAGCAGAGGAGGGUUCCUGGAUGCCUUUGCCACUUCAGCCAGGAGAAGGCAAGGACGAUUUGAUGGGAUCUCACCUGUAAGAGGAAACAACAGGAAUGCAGCAGUGACUGCUGCUUCAGAGGAGAGGAACAAACACUUAUCUAAUUUUCUGCACCCUGAAAUUCAGACCCUGGGACUGGUCGAGGAUGCUGGCCAUGGAAUAAAAGAUACUGAUUAUUGUGGAGAUUUACCAAGCAGGAUUGAGCAGGAAAGGCAGAUACCUCAGUUCCUGCGCUGGAAAGGUCGGGCCCUGCCGGCUCCAGGAGCGGCUGCCGGGGUCGCACCGGAGGGGACGCGGCCGCGGGCCCGCAGUCCCUGCGCUUCCCUCCGCCGGGGCCGGGCGGCGCUGGCGCUGCCGCCGUCGAGGCGAGACACCGCCCACGGCGGGGGUGGCCCCGCGUGGGGGGCGCUGGCACAGGGCGGCGGCGAGACCUUCGGGGACCGCUCGCUCAGCCAGGGCCUGAGCGUGCUGGUGGGGCUGGGGCUCUGCGCGACCAUGCUGGGGCUGGGCUGCGCCGUGGAGUUGGGGCAGCUGGGCCAGCAGCUCCGGCGGCCCGUAGGGCUGCUGCUGGCGCUGCUGGGACAAUUCGUGGCCAUGCCACUGGUGGCCUUCCUCCUCGCCCUCAUCUUCGCCCUGGACGAGGUGGCGGCCGUGGCUGUACUGCUGUGCGGCUGCUGCCCCGGCGGCAACCUCUCCAACCUCAUGUCGGUGCUCGUCGACGGGGAUAUGAAUCUGAGCAUUAUCAUGACGGCCUCCUCCACACUGCUGGCCCUCUUCCUGAUGCCCCUCUGCCUCUGGAUCUACAGCCGCCACUGGAUCAACACGGCCGUGGUGCAGCUGCUGCCCCUGGGGGCGGUGAGCCUGACGCUAGGCAGCACCCUGCUGCCCAUCGGCCUGGGGGUGCUGAUCCGCUACCGGCACCCCCGCGCCGCCGACCUCCUGGUCAAGAUUUCCCUGUGGUCUCUCUUGGUGACUCUGGUGGUCCUGUUCAUCCUGACUGGGACCAUGCUGGGCCCAGAUCUGUUGGCACAGAUUCCUGCGUCUGUCUACGCCAUUGCAGUGCUGAUGCCUCUGGCAGGGUACGCCUUGGGAUACGGCUUGGCCACGGUCUUUAAAAUGCCCCCACACUGCAGGAGAACAGUGUCUUUGGAAACAGGGUGCCAAAACGUCCAGCUCUGCACCGCCAUUCUCAAACUCACCUUCUCCCCGGAGAUCAUAGGGAGCAUGUACAUGUUUCCCUUGCUUUAUGCGCUUUUUCAGUCAGCAGAAGCAGGACUGUUUGUGCUGGCAUACAAGAUGUACGGAAGAGACAGCUACAAGCAAGAUACACUUGGUGAAGAGGAAGACACAGAUAUUUCCUACAAGAAACUGAAGGAAGAGGAGGUAGCUGAUACUUCAUAUGGCACAGUGACCACAGAGGAGCACAACUCCAUUCAGAUGGAGCCGACUCAGACGGCGCUUUAGGCAGGACAAAGGUAACUCCCUAGACAUGAAUGUGUGUUGAGCUUGCAACCAGGCUGGGGCUGAGCUCGCUGCUGUGCAAGCGGAGCUGCCCGGCCUCUGUCGUUUCUCCAGCUGCUCUCAUUGUACGAGGUGAUAUGUGUUUAUUACCAUGACAGUUCCACUUCAAAAGUAAA